Messenger RNA from Passer domesticus (house sparrow), 2592 nucleotides. It is a transcript of the gene NGB, whose product is annotated as neuroglobin. The transcript is spliced from 4 exons. The coding region runs from base 63 to 548 and encodes 161 amino acids. The record is from RefSeq and is a predicted model, not a curated record. Gene Ontology annotation, biological process: oxygen transport; response to hypoxia. Lineage: Eukaryota; Metazoa; Chordata; Aves; Passeriformes; Passeridae. Gene Ontology annotation, molecular function: heme binding; oxygen binding; oxygen carrier activity.
GCGGAGCGAGGGCGGGCGGGCACGGCGCGGCUCCGGCGGCGAGGGGCAGCCCCCGGCCCGCCAUGGAGAGCGGCAUGCCGCUGUCGGGCGGGCAGCGAGCGCUGAUCCGGGAGAGCUGGCGGCGGGUGAGCGGCAGCCCCGUGCAGCACGGCCUCGUCCUCUUCACCAGGCUGUUUGACUUGGAUCCUGACCUGCUGCCCCUUUUCCAGUACAACUGCAAGCAGUUUGCCAGCCCUCAGGAAUGCCUGUCUGCCCCUGAGUUCCUGGAUCACAUCAGGAAGGUGAUGCUGGUGAUUGAUGCUGCUGUGAGCCACCUGGAGAACUUGUCCUGCCUGGAAGAGUAUCUCUGCAACCUCGGCAAGAAGCACCAGGCACUUGGUGUGAAGGCUGAGUCUUUCUCGACUGUCGGCGAGUCCCUGCUGUACAUGCUGGAGAAAUGCCUUGGUGCUGCCUUCAGCCCAGAGGUGCAGGAAGCUUGGAGCAAACUCUACAAUGCUGUGGUGAAAGCCAUGCAACGUGGCUGGGAGACCCUCCCAGAAGGGGACUAGAUCCUGCCAGCCAUCCCUCUCCCUGACCAUGCAGCAGUCCUGAGCACGGGGCGUGUCAGGCCACACUCGCUGCCUCUCCCACCUCUGUCUUUGUGUGUGCACCAGCCCAUGGCUGCCUCUGCCACUCACACGUGCUGCGGGGCUCUCACAUGGUUCCAUCCUGCUUCAACACGAGCGUGUCUCUGCCUUUGCUAAGGGCUGGCAGGGCAUGUCCCUGCAGCAAAGCCUGGCAGUGCCACAGCACAGGUAUGCCACCCUGCCCCAAGGAACACCAACACCCAGGUUUUAAAACACCUCCUCUGGGAUUGAGCUUGCUCAUCUUCCCUCCUCUUGCUACCCACCCUAGGCAGGUGACAGCUGGCAUAGGCCUUUUGAGCUUAUUUGCCCAAAAUCCUAUUUGCUGUGCUUUACCUGCCAGGUCUGACACUGCUCAGUCCUCCUGUGCUGCUGUACCUGGUUCAGCUGUGGCAGUGACAGAUUUGGCUCCAUCCAGGUCAAAAGGCAGCAAGAGAGCGAGGCUGGUCACACCACGUGGCUGUCCUCAAACCUUGCUGAGAUUUUUCUCCCUCUCCCCUCAUCAAUAUAUGACUACCAGAUGGUUAAUCCUGGUGCUUUUUUCUGCCUUGCCUCUGACCUGGAUGGGAUCCCUGGCUUUUCCCUGUGUCAGGUUGGCCACAACCCAGUAGGUUUCCUAGGGAUGUUUCAGGCAAUGGUGUCACAUUAAUCCCAAGGUGAGACUACUUUUGGCAGGGUUGGGCUGCCAGCUGAAAGGCUUUGUGUUGAUUUGGCCAGCUGGUUUAACCUUAGAGCCAUCUGAAAUGCAGCAGCAACAGCAGCAGUAGCAAUGUCUGUUUACUGCUUUCUGUUAAGGAAAAUAAAACAAAUCCAAGGAAAAGAUGUCUUAAAAAUGAAGGUUGCAAUCGUUUCAUAGCAACAGCUUCCAGAAAUUCUGGCUCUUGGCCAGAGGAAGCAUAGCUGGAAUCCUUCUGCUGAUGCUGUCAGAAUCUGGAGCGCUUCCCAGCUGCUCACAGUGCCCAUCUGCAGAGAUCCUCACCCUCACAGGAAUGAGGAGAUAGCAUCUGCUAGAAGAAAUCCCAGAAAACUGCUGAGGCAGCACCUGAGGGGUCUGUGAAGGAGCUGAACUUGAGUGCUUUGAGGAAGAGUUUAUCUUUGUGGGGAAGUCACCGUGGAACAAGCAGAACAAUGUUUCUUGCCACCAUUAGCCCCAGAGAAGGACAUGGAGCAAUUAUUCAGUUUCAGGCAGCACCCUUUUUUUUGCUGCUUCUUCAAGACAGGAGGAGCUUAGUGCUGAGGUCUGAGAUGGUCCUGUUCUGAAGACACAUUGCUCCUAUUCUCAGAUGUCCUCCACUCUGGGGCAGGAGAAGGCUGCCUGCUCAAUGGAACGGAGGUCUCCUCGGCCCGUGCCAUGCAGGGGAUGAUGGGUGCCCUGUAAGACGGGUCUCUAGUGCCCUGCCACCAGGCCUGAUGGUAGCCAUGGGCUACCACCACAAAGCCCUCCACUGUGUUUGGGAGGGCAGCUAUUAGGUGUUGUGAAACAGGCAGUGAACAUCCCCAGGUCCCUUGUCCUCCCCACGGUGCCAUGUUCUGCCUCUGCAGCCCUGCAGUGUGGUGGUGUCCAUCCUGGCCCACGGCUCUCUCCAUCAGCUGGCUCAGGUGGAGUCCUCCCCAUUCCUGCACCCAGCAGUGAGGGCUGCAGGAGCUGGGGCUGGGGUGAGACACCAGCUUUGAUGGCAAGGUAUGGGGCACGAGGGUUUGGAAAUGGGGAUGUCCUCUUUGCAACCCUGUUAUGGGGCAUCAGCCUUCAGCAUCGUGGGACAUCUGCUGGCUCCAUGUGACAAGUAGGCAGCUGUGUGAUGGGUGGGCUGUGGGUGUUACUGCCCAAACCACCCCUGCUCCCUCUAGCUUUUCCAGCUCCUUGACUCCUGCUCUUCUGUGCCACAUUUUAUGUAACUCCCAAGAGAACUGGUCUGUGUGCCUCUUAUACCCAGCUGUACUGUUUAUUAAAAAAUAACAGUGAGUCUUU